AUGGAGCACAACGACUAUAGUGAGCCUGAAUCUAAGGUAGCUCUCAAAGAUAUUCCAAAAGUACACACAAAAUGCAACCACAUCCGUCCACACACAAGUCCACAUGUAUCGCCAGAAACAACCAAUCCGUCUACUUCAGGCCUUCAGACGACGCUCGCGGAAGAGACAGACAUCAUGAGAAAAGAUGAAGAGGAGACAAACGGAGGAAAGGAAAAUGAAGGGUCCGUAUCGGACUGGAUCUCUGGAGGACCGAUUGGUUCUAAAGGAGCCGUUCUUAUAUUUAGAUCCUGCGUUCUCGCAUCUAGAACCCCCUCAACGGAAACAACGAAGACUGUAGGAAAUAACACUGGAAAUAAUAUUUUGUUAAAUAAAGCUAAAAAUAUGGCUAAAAGACUAGUAUCUGAACCCCACUCCUUUAGCGUUAGACCGAAAAAUAUCAUGCACGAUGUAAUGGAGACUUUUGGAACUGUUAAUAAGAUUUCCGGGCAAGCCUACGUUGUAAGGCAUGUUAGUAACACUGAUGUUCCGGAAGCACUUCCAGUAGAGGAACAAGGACAUGAAACUGCGGAACACAAAAGAGAUAUAGAUGACGUGCUCAAUGAUCUCAGUAAAAUAACACUAAAAAAGCAUUUAGACAUCGAAAAUACAACCGCUAACAUCAAACCAGCCGAGGAUCCACCUACGAAUGAUAAAGAAAACAAAGAAGAUAAAAAAGUCAAAAAAACUAAAUUAAAGACCAAACGCAAAUCGCCCCAAAUCAAAGGAAGUUUAUCACCACAAGAUAGUGAAGACUCUGAAAAUUUAUUAGUAAAAGAAGUUAAUAGUAUUAAGGUACUAGAAUGCAGUAAUAUGCCGGCUAAUAUUCUAAAGAUCACCUACAAGUUGGUGAAUACGGAGACCAAACUUCUGCAUCGAUUGUUGCAAGCGCACGGGCUACAGGAAGCGUCAGCAGAUUCCAAGGAUUUUACUUUGCUAUGGGCUGGACUACAUCCAAAGCCUGACGUUUUGAGAUCACUGACGCCUUAUCAGAGAGUUAAUCAUUUUCCUCGAUCGUACGAACUGACCCGCAAGGACAAGCUGUUCAAGAACAUAGAGAAGAUGCAGUACUUCCGUGGUAUUAAGAACUUUGACUUCAUACCCACCACGUUUCUAAUGCCGACGGAAUACAAGGACCUGUGUACGGCACACUACAGAACCAAGGGUCCGUGGAUUGUGAAACCUGCGGCCUCCAGUCGGGGCCGAGGGAUUUACAUUGUUAACAACCCGGAACAGAUACCAAAGGGUGACAACGUGGUCGUGGCGAAGUACAUAGACAAGCCGCUCUUGAUAGAUGGUCACAAAUGCGAUUUGCGGCUGUAUGUGUGCGUGACCUCGGUCGACCCUUUGCUCAUAUACCUCUACGAGGAGGGUUUAGUCCGCUUCGCUACGGUCAAGUACGACAAUACCAACAAGAACCUGUGGAACCCCUGCAUGCACCUCUGUAACUACAGCAUCAACAAGUACCACACAGACUACAUCAAGUGCUCGGACCCGGUGGCGGGCGACGUGGGGCACAAGUGGACGCUGUCGGCGCUGCUGCGGCGGCUGCGGGCGCAAGGCCGCGACACGCGCGCGCUCAUGGCGCGCGUGGAGGAGCUGGUGGUGAAGUCGGCGCUCAGCUCCGCGCACACCAUGGCGCAGGCCGCGCGCGCCUUCGUGCCGCACGCCUUCAACUGCUUCGAACUCUUCGGCUACGACAUCCUUAUAGACGACAACUUGAAACCGUGGCUUCUGGAAAUCAAUCUAUCUCCCAGCUUGGCGUGUGAAAGUCCGUUGGAUGCUCGAGUGAAGUCUGCACUGCUGGCCGACACCCUGACCCUCGUGGGACUGCCCGCCGUACCUUCCACAGGGCAGGAAUGUGCCUCAAACAAUAACUCGCUCAAGAUGAGGAUCGGCGCUUGUCGACGCGUGCACUCCGCGGAGAAUGUUACCGGGCGUGGUGGCGGGGGAGGGGCGGGUGGAGGUGGAGGGGGAGGGGGAACACUGUCGGGGGAGGAGCUGCGCAUGGUGCGUGCCGUACGCGCUCAGUACGCGCGCCGCGGCGGCUACGUGCGCAUCUUCCCUUCGCAGAACUCCUGGCAGAAAUACGCGCAGUAUCUCGACCCUGUAACCGGCAUCCCAGUGUGCUCGACGUCAGUGAACAGCGGUGCGCCGUACGCAGCCCUACAGCACAACUACAACCUGCUCGUGCACGCGCACGUGCUGCCGCGCGCACGCCACGCCGACACGCAGCCGGACCCCGACGUGCCGCAGAGGCUGCAGCGGUACGAGGCGGUGCUGGUGGCGGGCGCGGCGCCGGCCGUGCAGCUGGGCGCGCCGCCCGCCCAGCCCGCCCCGCCCGCCCCUCGUGACGCGCGCCGCGCCAAGGACCUUGUCAAGCACCAGCUGGCCAGCGGACUGCGCCUCACUCCGGGCGAGUGCCGGCGCGCAUUCGGGCUGUACCUGACGCAGGUGGUGAAGCGGCUGUCGUGCGGCGGCGACGUGUGCGCCGCGCACGCCGCGCUCGUGCUGCGCUUCCUGCGCCGCGCCUCCGCAGCGCUGCGCAUGCCCUACCACGUGCAGGGCCCGCCCGCGAAGAUGUGUGACAAGGACCGAUGCGCGGUGGUGGCAAAGCAGCUGAACGACUUUCUGUACCUGUACUGCCGAGAUGCGGACCUGUGCACGGAUGCUGAACGCCGCGAAGGAUGCGUCUCCAACAUUGACUUCGCACAAUUCCUCUACUCUGCAAGCGAGGCGGACCUGGAGGACGUGCUUCUGCUGGUGCUGCGGAUGGAGAACCACGUGGCGCCGUUCCUGGGGGACGCGCGCAACCCGUACUGCGUGGACUUGCCAGCCGAGCGGCUGCAGCAGCUGCAGGCGGCGCCGCGCCACGCGCUGCUGCGCCUGCUGGCCGCGCUCGCGCCCGCCAGCACGCGCCGCCACCGGCCACCACCAGAAAUAACGAAGCAGCCAGUGACCCCCGCAGAAGAAAAUCAUCCACUCCGGUCCCCAGUGGAAGAAUCCUUACUAGAAGAAAAAAAAUUAGGAGAGGUACUAAAAUACGCACACUCAUAG
Molecule: messenger RNA, 3093 nt
Organism: Parnassius mnemosyne (clouded apollo)
Lineage: Eukaryota; Metazoa; Arthropoda; Insecta; Lepidoptera; Papilionidae
Source: the annotation of a GenBank genome assembly